CCGAAGUAAGAAUCAUGUCUGGACGAGGAAAAACCGGAGGAAAGGCCAGAGCGAAGGCAAAGACCCGCUCCUCCCGUGCCGGGCUCCAGUUCCCUGUCGGCCGUGUCCACAGACAUCUGAGGAAGGGUAACUAUGCCCAUCGUGUCGGAGCCGGAGCCCCCGUCUACCUGGCGGCUGUGCUGGAGUACCUGACCGCUGAGAUCCUGGAGCUGGCUGGAAACGCUGCCCGCGACAACAAGAAGACCCGUAUCAUCCCCCGUCACCUGCAGCUGGCUGUCCGCAACGACGAGGAGCUCAACAAGCUGCUGGGAGGAGUGACCAUCGCUCAGGGCGGCGUGCUGCCCAACAUCCAGGCUGUCCUGCUGCCCAAGAAGACCGAAAAGGCCGCCAAGAAGUAAAUCUGGAGACUCGCUGACUGCUGGAAACCAGAAACAAAAAGGCUCUUUUAAGAGCCACACACUCCUGAUAAAGAGCUCCGAUUCUCAUCAAUGCAGCCACGAGACAAUCAUGAACGUGGCAAUACUUUGUUCAUAAAAUAUUACCAUCAAUGGUGAUAAACUACAGUUCAUAGCCCUAAAAACCAUUAACAAUAGUUGUUAUUAGGAACUUAUUACAUUCAAACAACAUUAUUAGCCAGUCUAACGUCUCUGAGUGAUGCCAUUAUGAAAUUCAAAAGUGU
Cottoperca gobio is the source of this 679-nucleotide messenger RNA. Its product is annotated as histone H2A-like. The coding region runs from base 15 to 398 and encodes 127 amino acids. Lineage: Eukaryota; Metazoa; Chordata; Actinopteri; Perciformes; Bovichtidae. Gene Ontology annotation, cellular component: nucleosome. The transcript has a single exon. Gene Ontology annotation, molecular function: structural constituent of chromatin; DNA binding; protein heterodimerization activity. The record is from RefSeq and is a predicted model, not a curated record.